Gracilinanus agilis (Agile Gracile Mouse Opossum) is the source of this 1536-nucleotide messenger RNA. RefSeq names its product RNA-binding protein 4. NCBI's taxonomy places the organism in Eukaryota, Metazoa, Chordata, Mammalia, Didelphimorphia, Didelphidae. The coding region runs from base 5 to 1108 and encodes 367 amino acids. The record is from RefSeq and is a predicted model, not a curated record. Gene Ontology annotation, biological process: mRNA splicing, via spliceosome. Gene Ontology annotation, cellular component: nuclear speck; cytosol. The transcript is spliced from 3 exons. Gene Ontology annotation, molecular function: mRNA binding; zinc ion binding.
CGAGAUGGUGAAGCUGUUCAUCGGCAACCUGCCCCGCGAGGCGACGGAGCAGGAGAUCCGCGCGCUGUUCGAGCAGUACGGCAAGGUGCUCGAGUGCGACAUCAUCAAGAACUACGGCUUCGUGCACAUCGAGGACAAGACGGCGGCCGAGGACGCCAUCCGCAACCUGCACCACUACAAGCUGCACGGCGUCAACAUCAACGUGGAGGCCAGCAAGAACAAGAGCAAGGCCUCCACCAAGCUGCACGUGGGCAACAUCAGCUCGGCGUGCACCAACCUGGAGCUGCGCGCCAAGUUCGAGGAGUACGGGCCCGUCAUCGAGUGCGACAUCGUCAAGGACUACGCCUUCGUGCACAUGGAGCGCGCUGAGGACGCCGUCGAGGCCAUCCGCGGCCUGGACAACACCGAGUUCCAAGGCAAACGAAUGCACGUCCAGUUGUCCACCAGCCGGCUUCGGACCGCGCCCGGGAUGGGAGACCAGAGCGGCUGCUAUCGGUGCGGGAAAGAGGGCCACUGGUCCAAAGAGUGUCCAGUGGAUCGGACGGGCCGCAUGGCAGACUUGGCCGAGCAGUACACUGAGCAGUACGGAGCCGUCCGCGCGCCCUACGCCAUGGGCUACGGGGAGUCCGUGUAUUACAGUAACGCGUACGGAGCUCUUGAUGCCUACUACAAACGUUGUCGAGUUCGGUCAUAUGAGGCAGUGGCGGCGGCGGCGGCAGCUUCCGCGUACAACUACGCAGAGCAGACCCUGUCCCAGCUCCCACAAGUCCAGAAUCCGGCCAUGACCAGCCACCUCACCUCCACCUCUGUCGACCCCUACGAUAGGCACCUGCUGCCGACCUCAGGAGCUGCUGCUGCUACCGCCGCUGCUGCGGCUGCUGCUGCCGCGGCCGUUACUGCAGCCUCCACCUCCUAUUAUGGACGGGACCGGAGCCCCCUGCGCCGUGCCCCCACAGUCCCCACUGUAGGAGAGGGCUAUGGCUACGGGCACGAGAAUGAGCUGUCCCAGGCCUCAGCGGCAGCCGCCGCUGCACGGAAUUCUCUGUAUGACAUGGCGCGGUAUGAGCGGGAGCAGUAUGCGGAUCGGGCGCGGUACUCAGCCUUUUAGAGCUCGAGGUGGGAUGUGUGGGGGCUUCAGCCCCGGGCUGCGGUUGUGCAUGAGAAUUCACCCUUCGUGGUCCCCCAUCUUCGGGAUGUUCUCACAGCUCUGUGCGUUGGGCCCCUCAGGAACCACGGACCUUAAUUUAACCUUGCUAAGUUGAGACUCUCUCCCCUGCCCCCCUUGUUCUUCAAUACCUUCCCACUCAUGUUCUGUUCUCCCAGUAGCCUUUGCUAUGUCCAGAAACUGUGGCAGGGGUUGUACUGUCUCUUCCACUCAUGUCCUGCUUUCACUGGGUGCUGAAUUGGGGGAUCACUACAGUUGCAGGGGGGCUCUGGCUCCUUCUUCCCCGUUUUGCCCCUAGUGGCUUGCGAUGGGUAGACAUGUAGAGUUGGUCACUUUUUUUUUUUCCAGUGAAAUAAAUGUUUUUCAAUUUA